GCCCGCCGGGUACCGGUCUUAGGUCUAUAGUGGAUAACCUUGGAUAGAAUUGAAUUGAAUAGUUAUUAGUUGUAUUAAAAUUAUUACUCAAAAUCAAAUCACUUUAGAAGUAUUUCGAUUUUAUCUAAACCAGCAGUUAUUAAACUAGGAUAAUGUCCUCAGAAAACAGAAUAGAUAUCACUCAGCCCUUGUGGGAUCAAACAACUUUUGUGGGUAGAUUUCGCCACUUCGCCUUUAUCUCUAACCCCCUGCUUUCAUUGGUACCAGAAAAAGAGUUGUAUCAGGCUAAAGAACUCUAUUUUAAAUAUAAAGAAGGAAAGGAGCCAUCCGAAACAAAACUAGAGCAAGUAGUAAGAGCUAAGCAGUUAUAUGAGUCAGCAUUCCACCCUGAUAGUGGAGAACUUCAGAAUGUAUUCGGUAGAAUGUCAUUCCAAAUGCCAGGGGGAUGUCUUGUUACAGGAGCAAUGUUGCAGUGGUAUAGGACUGCCACGGCAGUGGUAUUUUGGCAGUGGGUGAACCAGUCGUUUAAUGCGUUAGUAAAUUAUACGAACCGAAACGCCAAUUCGCCCCUAACUACGAAGCAAAUGGGAGCCGCGUAUGUGUCCGCGACGUCUGCUGCAAUGGCCACGGCGCUUACUUUCAAAUUUGUUAUACAGAAAAAAGCCAAGAAUCCCAUUUUAGCGAGAUUUGUUCCGUUUGCGGCGGUGGCGGCCGCUAACUGGGUGAACAUUCCACUCAUGAGGCAAAAUGAAAUUUUACUUGGUUUGGAUGUAACGGACGAAAAUGGUAAAGUUAUUGGAAAAUCACAACUUGCACCAGUUAAGGGAAUUUCACAAGUUGUUACUUCGAGAAUCGUAAUGUGUGCACCUGGAAUGUUACUCCUACCCGUGAUAAUGGAGAGAAUCGAACCCAAGGCCUGGAUGCAAAGGAUCAAGUGGGCUCACAUUGGCAUACAGACAAGCAUAGUUGGACUAUUUUUAACAUUCAUGGUGCCGACAGCGUGCGCUAUAUUCCCACAACGAUGCAAAUUGUCAAUUGACACAAUCAAACGCUUUGAGAAGGACAGAUAUGAUGAAAUUGUGAAAAACACCGACGGAAAACCUCCAGAAUAUGUAUACUUUAACAAGGGAUUGUAAGACAGAGAAAUCUGUGCCAUACCCCAGAUGUUCGACGCAGUUGGUUAAUUCAUUGAAGUUGGAUUUCCAGCGAAAUCAAAUGGUUCCCAGUGCCUCUACUUAAAAUCACUAUUUUAUAAGUGUAGGUGUUUUUCUAGUAUUAUGAAUAGAUUAGAAAUAUAAGUAUUCAUUAUGUCAUAUGACAUUCACUGCCAUAGACAAUUUUUUUAUAUUUCUUUGCCAUGGUUAUAUAUAUAAUAUAAAUAUAGGUUUUUUAUUUGCGGGUAUUUUAUGCAUUUAAUUUUUAUUAGAUCUGAAAAGUAUAAAAUCUGAUAAAAGCCAUGAGGCUGAUUGCAGAUGGAUUUAAAAGGAAAAAAAAAUGAUCUGAAAAGAAAUACUAAUAUUGAGAAUUAUUAAAAUUUAGUUAAUGUAAGGUGAUUAAAGAAAACAUCAUUUUUUAUACGACAAUAAUAAAAUAUUGUUAUUUAAUAUUUCUCAGUUUUAUAAGCUAGUACUUUUAAAUCUAUCUUUAUUUAAUCAGUAUAUAUUAAAAUUAUUUUAAUAUUUAUAUUUUUAUUGACGAAACAUCUCAUACAUAGCUCAAAUUUUCGUACAUAACAUUCCAUAUGUGUUUGUAUGGUUUUUAUUAUAAUAAUACAUAAGCUACAGUUGGACAGUAUUGAGUGUAAUUUAAGCUUGCUUUAUAUAUUUUUUUUAGCUUUUUAUAGUUAUUUUAACUUUUGUAAUUAAUUUGUUAAAAUUAUAGAUUAAGGAAUUGAAAUGAUAUUUAAUCUAUCAAAUAGAAUUUAUUGGUGGCAACACUCACGGAAUGGGUGGAAAGUAGAAUUUAUGCGCAGAUGUGCAAUUUUAGAUUAUUUUCUUUAAUAAGUCUUUAAAGUGAAGAGAAGUUAAUUCAUUAAAUGAAUCAGCUGAAAUACUUUUUUUCAGGCAAUUUUGCAAAGAUUUUUAGUCUGUGUUUAAUGUUUUUUAUAAGAUCUUAAUGUGUACUUACAAAUUUGAUGGUAUAAUUUUAUUUGUAAUCAUUUUCAUUUCUGAUUGUUAUUAGUAUAGUGCUUGUUAUGAUGCUUGGAGAUUUCUCUAUGAUAAAAAAGACAAUAAAAUGUUGUGAAAGUCA
This is a messenger RNA of Pieris napi, 2250 nucleotides long. RefSeq names its product sideroflexin-2 (gene Sfxn2). Lineage: Eukaryota; Metazoa; Arthropoda; Insecta; Lepidoptera; Pieridae. Gene Ontology annotation, molecular function: monoatomic ion transmembrane transporter activity. Bases 153 to 1136 code for a protein of 327 amino acids. The transcript is spliced from 9 exons. The record is from RefSeq and is a predicted model, not a curated record. Gene Ontology annotation, biological process: monoatomic ion transport; serine import into mitochondrion. Gene Ontology annotation, cellular component: mitochondrial inner membrane.